Molecule: messenger RNA, 6146 nt
Organism: Bombus terrestris (buff-tailed bumblebee)
Lineage: Eukaryota; Metazoa; Arthropoda; Insecta; Hymenoptera; Apidae
Product: zinc finger protein 91
Exons: 7
Coding region: 161-3433 (1090 amino acids)
Biological process (GO): negative regulation of transcription by RNA polymerase II; regulation of immune system process; regulation of cytokine production
Molecular function (GO): RNA polymerase II cis-regulatory region sequence-specific DNA binding; DNA-binding transcription factor activity, RNA polymerase II-specific
Source: RefSeq, a predicted model, not a curated record
AAUUGAGGCAGAAAAUUUCUACGCGUGCACGAACAAGUACCACUUUAGCAUAGUUCGUAAUGUGUAAUUGGAUGGAAGGAGGCUCAGAAUAAAGAGAGGCUAUGGCUACUGCUUUGAUCAUAUUGAUUUCAGUGAUCAAAUAAGUUUAGAUUAUAACAAAAUGGAUGUUGCUGGAGACUUAACACUACAGUGGGUGGAGGAGGUGGGAAAUGUUAUUCACGAAGAGGUAAUAUGUGGUUUAGAAGCACAACUUGUUGGAGCAGAAGAGGAAGUGAUAGGAGCUUGCGAAGAAGUUACAAUAGAAGAAACAGUAGAGUCAGUUCCCAAUGUUACUUCUACGACAGGGCCAGAAAUAUUAAUGGUACCACAAUCCAACGACAUGGAAUCUAUUUACAUAGUUCCACAAGAUCAAGGUCAUGAUUAUUUAAACAUACAGGUUACAGAAGAAGUAAUUGCAGAUAAUUGGGAUAGAUCUGGUCCAGAAGAUGGAGUUGAGAUAUCAGAAGUAAAAGUAUCUCAUGAAAAUUUAUUGGAAUAUGAUGAUAUGGAGAUACCAUUGCCAAUUGAUCAAGAUUCAUAUACAAAUAGCAGACCUUAUCCAUGUGAUUUCUGUAGCAGGAGGUUUAGAAAGAAAGCAAACUUAAUGAAUCAUAUGGUAACACAUCAAACAGAUCGACCUCAUGGUUGUAAUUUAUGUGGAGCACGUUAUGCAAGAAAAUGUGAUCUUAUGAAUCAUUUAAAGAUUCAUGCUUAUGCACCACCACGAGAUGGUUUAGAGGAUGAUUUAAACGAUGAUGAUUCAUUGGCACCAGAAGAAGAGGAAUCUACUAAAGGUAGACGUAAAAAGGUACAAUCAAGCGUACCAAGAAAACGCAAAAACAAUUCUAUUUCAAAACGCAAUAUGGAAGAUAAUAAAAUGGAAAUGGGCAAGUACGUCAGUAAAUCUUAUGAUUAUGUUGAUGAAGAUAUGCGCCUUUUGGAGGAAAUGACUAGUAGAAAUUCUGCGCGCAGUAGUAACUAUGCUUCAAGCUCAAGAUGGACUGAACAGAUGUCACCUGUAUCAAACGAAGUUCAAACACCACGGUGGCCUAUAACUGAUCCAACAAAACCAUAUGUGUGUCAGUAUUGUGGUGUUGGUUUUGCAAGGGAAAAAGCACUUGCUUCUCAUGCACGCAUACAUGGUGGUGAUAGUCCAUUUGAAUGUACAUCUUGUGGUGAUAUGUUUUGGGAUGUUAAUAGUUUAAGGGAACAUGUUCGUAUCAAACAUGGUGGUACAGUACAAUCUGAUACAGAGGAAUAUGAUAAUGAUGCCACAUAUACAGGAGAUGAAAGAUUUGGGGAAUUCUAUUGUAAUACUUGUGGUGUUCCUUUUCAUCGUUUGGAUUUACUUAAACGCCAUCAAAAGAUUCAUGUCAAACAGGAGGCUGCUGAUAUGAUGGAAGGUCCAAGUCGACUUCAUGUUUGUAAUGUUUGUGGUGAAUGGUUUGAAGAAGCUUUGGCAUUGUUAGCACAUGCUGAACUUCAUGCUAGAUCACCCGGUCAUCGAUGUUUACUGUGUGGGGAAAGAUGUCGUGAUGAUGCUGAAGUUGCUGAACAUGUUCGACAAAAUCAUGCUCAAGAUGCUCCACCAAAUACAUGUACUCUUUGUGGAAAAACGUGUAAAGAUAAACGCAGUUUAUUAAAACAUUCAUGGGUUCAUAAUGUCGAUAAAACUUUUGGAUGUACAAAAUGUGGGAAACGUUUUCAUAGCAAAGCUAGAUUACGAAGACAUAUGGUAUCACAUCGCAAUAAGAUGGUAGCUUGUGAUGAGUGUGGAGAAGAGUUCCCUGACGGUAGAGCUUUGGUUAGCCACCGUCAUUCACAUAAUAAAGAUCUAGGUGGUCGUUCUUUCCCAUGCCGAGAAUGUGGAAAAACAUUUGGUAGUCGUAGUUCACAACAAAUUCAUAUUCGUAUUCACACUGGAGAAAGACCAUAUGGUUGUAGAUUUUGUUGGAAAGCAUUUGCUGAUGGCGGAACUUUAAGAAAACAUGAACGUAUCCAUACAGGAGAAAAGCCAUAUGGAUGCGCAAUUUGUCCACGUGCUUUUAAUCAAAGAGUUGUUCUUAGAGAACACGUUCGUGCUCAUCAUUCAGGUCCCGAUCCAAAAUGUGUAGGUAGUAUUACACCAUACUUAUGUAAAGUAUGUGGUGAUGCAUAUGGAACAUCGGAAGAAAUAGUUGCUCAUAUUGUGCAACAUUGUGAUGAUAAUACCGCAUUAAGACGUCAGCCACAAACUGGACCACGUAAAUAUAAAAGAAGACGUAAAUUAAAAACACAUGAAACCAACACGAUGUUGCGUAUGACUGAGCAGUAUGAUAUGGAAGGAGGUUCUGAUUCAGAUGAUAAUACAAAAAGAAAGCUUGGAAGAAAAAAUAAGCAACAUCGAUCGAACGUUGAAGAAGGUUAUCAGAAUGUUCUUAAAAGUUUUGAAAACUCUUUACAAAAUAUAAAUUCAAUCGUCAGCAAUUCAAAGUUAAAUCCUGGAAAAUCGAAGCUUUCUAAGAAGAAGCUUAGGAAAGAAGAAAAAAAAAGUGAAGCUGAAGCUUCAUGUCAACCUGGUAGACCAAAAAUGAUUCAUACCCAAAAAACAAGAGUGCCUGUAGAAAUUGGUGGUGAUGGAGUUAAAAAAGGACAGAAAACUAAAACAAUGGUAACAAGGACACCUAAAAUGAUGCCACAAGAGCAUAAGUUAGGUGUUUUCCCGGGCGGGGAAAGGAACAGACCAAGAACAAAAAACGUUAGUUAUCACAUUGAAGGGAAACUUCAACCAACACCUGCAACAUUCCCAAAACAAAAGGAAGAAACUUUAUUACCUCCAACACCAAUACAUCAUCAAUCGCCAUUAACCAAUAUAAAAAUAGAACCAAACUUACAAAAAACGUCAAAUAAUAAUCACAGAAAUAAUAAUGGCAAUAUUCUUGCUAUUAAUAAUGAAAAAAUGGAGUCAACACCUAGAAAAAAAUCAGGUGUCUUGAGAAAAAUUAAAAAACAGAAAGAUGUAAUUAAGCAAGAACCAAUAGAUAUUGACCAUGAGGAAAUACAAAAUAAUAAUAAUACAGAAAAUACGGAUUCAGACAGAUUAAUGGAUCAUUCAGUGGAUGGAAGUAAUUUAGAAGUCGCAUUCGAGGCAAGUGUUACUACCGAGGAAGAAAAUAUACUUCCUGAUGUAGGUGAAGCAAAUAAUACCGAAGAUGUGGGUACUGGAAAUGUAAAACUUAGUGUAAAAGUUGAGUCAACACCUCAAAGAAUGUUGGCUGUUCAUAGCGUUAUAGCCCCUGUGGAUGAUAUUCCAGAAACUAUAAUACCAGAUGCUGUAGAAUAUACAUGCGAAAUGUGUUCUGCAGUAUUUUCCAGCCGAGCAGAAUUAUUGGUCCAUGUUCCAAUACACAUUUGAUUUAAUUUGUUCAAUGAAGUUAAUGAGGUAUGCAAAAUUUGUUCAAUUUUAAAAAUAUUUGAUUAAUUAAGCAAUAUUUUAACAAUGAUCAAUGAAAGUUUAUAUGUUUAUUUCAAUUGACAUUAUGUUAUUAUGCCAAAAUGUCCUCUACUCGUUGCUCUAUGAAGUGCACCAGAUGUUUGUGUUUAACAUAUAUUUUAAAAGUUGAUGCUGUCUUUAGUUUAUUACGUCAUUCUAUGUAUGGUAUGCAGAAACUUUCAAACAUAAUCGUUUUCAAUUAACAUUAUUAUUAUAUCCUUUUUAUACUAUUCGUGUUUCUCUUUAACAAAGCUGUUUGGCUCAAAAUUCAUAUUGAAUCAUGAUACAAUGAGUAAUGUUAUAAAUAUUUUAUAUGUUUACAAUUUACAAAGUCACCUACCCCUGUCAAAGGAUUGAAAUCUUAGACCAUUCUUUUACAAUCCACAAUUUUAUAAUGAAAUUUAACAAAAAAUGAAAUAAUGGCACGCUGUGUACAUAAAAUAUUAAAAUAUUCUAAAUAUUAAUGCGAGUGUAUUUUAUAAUAUAUAUUAUUCGUUUAUAUGAAUUAAAUCUACUCCGUACUUUGCUUUUAGCUCCUAAGUAAUUGGAUACAUGACAGCCAAUGCAUUGAAGUAUUAUGAUAAACAAUUUGUAUGCAAUAUUACCAUCUGAACCCAGAUUGUUUUUCGUUAAUUUUUUACUUAUAACAAUAAGUAGAAAUCAACAUAGCAUAAUUGGAAAAUUAGCUAUUAACUAUUUGAUUCAUAUUUGAAGAAAAAAGAGAUUAUACUUAUAAAUUUGUCUUGAAUUAAAUACCUGUAACAUUGUAACAUGUAAUAAUAUACAUACUUUUCACAAGUUGCAAUGGAAACAUAUUUGUACAAAUUAAUUUUCAUAUUUUGGAGCAUUUUGUGACACAAGAAACACGAAUGCAUUGUUACUGUUUAAUAGUAUUCAUAGUAAAAAUAUAAUUAUUUUUAUGGUAUACUUUGUUUAUACUAACAUAUCUGAAUGGCUUUUUUAAAUUAGAAAACCAUUUUAAUACAUUUGGCAUUAUAUGUAAUUAUAUGAAACAUGUGUAGAAUUUGAUGAAAAAGGAAACAUUAAAACUUAAAUGUUAUAAGCUCCCAAAUUAUUUUAAUUUAAGUGCUGGUAUAAUAUGCAGAAUCAAAUAUGAAUUUCAAACUUAAAAGAAGGGCAAAAUUCUAGUGUAUCUAUUAUCUUAUUUAUUUACUUAUGUUACAUGUUGAAAAUAUCUAUUUCAUUAGAUGUGAUAUCAUCCAUCAAUUGUAUAUUAUUUAUAGCUGAUGAUGUUAUUAUAACUGAUGAAUGCUAUUAUAGCAUUACAUUAAACAGUACCAUAGAGGAAAAAGCAGAAUUAUAUUUUGUUUUGGUUAAUAUAAAUUUACAUAUUACUAUAAGCUCAUAAAAGUUUAAUGUUACAGAGUAAAGAUUUGAGUAUUGGAGAUAGUGUAUAUACUAUCGUACAAAUAUUUUAGAUAUAUUGACAAGUAGCUUUCGCAACAUCGCAUUUUUGUUCCAUAAAAAUAAAUAAUUAUACACAGAUACUAAAGUUUUCUUUCUAAUUAUUACUAAAGAGAUUUAAUAAUUUUAUUUAUUUUCAGAUAAAAAUAGUUCAAUUAAUUUUUAAUUAUCUCUUGUCAUUUUUUCUGUUCAAAUACUCUGAAUACAAUUUUUAUUAAUAAGAAACAUAUUUCAUCUCAAAAAGUUGUAUUAAAUUAAAUUUGAAAUUAUUUUAUAUAAAAUAAUAUUUGCUGUUUACUAAAUUACAUGUUACAGAUAUUCAAGAUUUUUAUUGCUUUGCAGAUGUUUUAUAUUUUACUAACUAAUAUCUAAUAUUAUAUUAAAUAAUAAAAAACAUCUAAUUAAUGUUCCAAAUUGUUUAAAGUCUGCAAGGUCGUAUAAUUGAAUAUUAUGUUUUAAAAAUUAUUUAAAAUAUAUAUAUAUUUUCUUGUAUAAAGUAACAUACAAUAAUUUUAUUAUAUUUAAUCCAAGAUACUGUAGACUUUUGUAAUAUCUUUCUUAGCUUCGAGGUGAUAUAUGUGUAUAUGCGUGAUUGUAUAUAUAUAUACAUAUAUAUAUAUAUAUAUAUAUAUAUAUAUGUAUUCCAAAGUUAAAUUAAUUGUAUUUCAAUGGCAUUAUAUGAGGCAAUCAAUCAAAACCAGUGUGUGCUCUAUUUUUAUAACUAAGAGAUAUUUUGAAUAUAAUGAAGAAUAUAAUGAAAAUUCUGAUACCAUUUGUAACAUUUUGCAAAACAACGUGUGUAUAUACAUAUAUAUAUUAUUAUUUGAUAUUUUUAUCUGUCUUUAUAGAAAUGGUGCACAAUGCCCACUAUUCAUUUGUUUCUAUAUUUUUAUAUAUAAACGAAAUUAUUUGAAAAAAUUCAACAAGUAAAUUAAAAGAUAUUGGUAAUAUUGUUUAAGGAAAAAAGACACUUUUCAGAGAAACAUUCAAGUAAUAGAGAAUGCGUUUAAUAAUUAUAUUCAUGGGACAGCAUCAUAUUUUGUAUGUUGUGUACAUACUUGAAUAGUGAUUAAUUUUUUUAGUAGUAUAUGUAAUUAUAUUAAUGAUGUAAUGCUAAAGAAACAAUUAAAUUCACAUUUAAAUUCACAGAAUACAAGCUAGACUUCGUACUGUUUCGAAAUUAUGAUAUAAGACAUUUAGAGAUGUCUUA